UUUAUCUUUUUCUCGCUUCUUUGACGAGGAAUUGAUGGUUUUGGACUCUAGUCUCUCGCGGCUUGAUUUGUUUUUAUAAUGGUUCGGUUUUCAUUUUUUUUUUUUUUACAAUUUCUUUCGGGUGGGAAGAAGAGAACUGGGGUUGUUGACCUAAACUAGUUGGAUUAUAUUUUUCGCUGCAAUUCAUAGUGGUUUUGGAAAUUGCGUAUGCACUAAAUUGUGCUGGAGUUGUUCUAGGGUUUCAGGUGCAAUCGACUCUACCAAUUUGGGGUGUUGCUGGGAAUUGUGCUAUAAAAGUUCUGUCUUUGGGGAAGAGAUUUGGAAGAAGCUGCAUUUUGAAUCAAUUUCGAGGCUGUAGAAAGAGGAAAGUUUGCUACCAGUUGGUGGGGGGAAUUUUUUGAAGUUUUAUUUUUUUUUUCUGGGCUUUUUGGGCCAAAUGCACUGUGUUUAUCAGAAUUAGAAGCUUCAGUUUUGGUGCUUAUUAAGGAAUUCAGCUUGAUAAAGUGAUCUAAGGGUUUCGUUGGGUUUCAGUUUACCUCUGAUCUUCUCUGAGCUCGGUUUCUGAAUUGUUGUAUCUGUUUCUUGGAAUUUGAGUGAAAUGGCUUGUGUGAAAUUGGGUUCCAAACCUGAUGCUUUCCAACGUCAAGGGCAAGCAUGGUUCUGCACAACUGGGCUUCCCAGUGACAUUGUUGUUGAAGUGGGUGAAAUGUCCUUCCAUCUUCAUAAGUUCCCUUUGCUCUCUAAAAGUGGGGUUUUGGAGAGACUGAUUGCAGAAGCUUCUGAGUCUAAGGAAGAAUCUGUCAUACACCUACCUGACAUUCCUGGUGGGGCCAAGACAUUUGAACUUGUCGCAAAAUUCUGCUAUGGUGUGAAACUUGAACUUACAGCUUCAAAUGUUGUGUACCUGUGGUGCGCUGCCGGGAAUCUUGAAAUGACUGAGGAAUAUGGUGAAGGUAAUCUUGUUUCACAAGCUGAAACCUUUUUCAAUCAAGUGGUCCUCCGAAAUUGGAAAGACUCUCUCAGAGCACUUCAAACCUGUGAUGAUGUUCUGCCAUUUGCUGAAGAGCUCCACAUUGUGAAAAGGUGCAUUGAAUCACUUGCUGCAAAGGCAUCUACUGACCCAAAUUUAUUUGGGUGGCCCGUGCUGGAGCAUGGUGGACCCAUGCAAAGCCCUGGUGGAAGUGUUUUGUGGAAUGGGAUAAGUACUGGGGCGAGGCCAAAGAAUUCAAGUUCAGAUUGGUGGUAUGAGGAUGUAACAAGUUUGAGUUUACCAAUUUAUAAGAGGUUGAUAACUGUCAUGGAAUCUCGAGGAAUUAGGCGGGAGAUCAUUGCUGGUUCUCUUGCUUCCUAUGCUCAAAAGUAUCUGCCUGGGUUGAACCGACGUAAGGUUUCUGGCGAGACCAGCAGCCAUCUGGCACCAUUGGCUUUGGGAUCUCCUCCGUCUGAAGAAGACCAGAAGAUUCUGCUGGAAGAGAUUGAUCGGCUACUCCCAGUGCAAAAGGGCCUGGUCCAAACAAAAUUCCUUUUUGGUCUACUUCGAACAGCUAUGAUUCUAAAAGUGAGCCCCAGUUGCAUAUCAAAUUUGGAGAAGCGGAUUGGUAUGCAGCUUGAUCAAGCUAAUCUGGAGGAUCUCUUGAUGCCUAGUUUCUCAUAUUCAAUGGAGACACUUUACAAUGUUGAUUGUGUGCAAAGAAUUCUUGAUCAUUUCCUUGCCACGGAUCAGGUUACCGGUGCCACUUCUCCAUGUUCAGUUGAUGAUGGCCAAUUGAUUGGAUCACCUUCAUUGGCUCCAAUCACCAUGGUAGCAAAGCUGAUUGAUGGUUACCUGGCAGAGGUUGCACCAGAUGUUAACUUAAAACUUCAAAAGUUUCAAGCAAUUGCUGCUGCUGUUCCAGAUUAUGCCAGACCUUUGGAUGAUGGUUUAUAUCGUGCUAUUGACAUUUAUUUGAAGUCUCACCCAUGGUUGGUGGAGUCUGAGAGAGAGCAACUGUGUCGGCUGAUGGACUGCCAGAAGCUCUCAUUAGAAGCCUGCACUCACGCCGCACAGAAUGAGAGGCUACCAAUCAGAAUAAUAGUUCAAGUCCUAUUUUUCGAGCAGCUCCAGCUUCGAACUUCCAUCGCGGGUUGCUUCCUAGUUUCUGAUAAUCUCGACGGAUCGAGACAACUAAGAAGUGAUUUGGUUGGAUCUAACGAGGGUGGCUGGGCAUCAGCCGUGAAGGAAAACCAGGUAUUAAAAGUUGGAAUGGAUAACAUGCGGAUGAGGGUAUCUGAGCUUGAGAUGGAGUGCUCAAACAUGAGGCAGGAAAUCGAGAAAUUGGCUCGCACAAAGGGAUCAAGCGCUUGGGGUGCAGUGUCUAAGAAGCUUGGGUUUAAGAUGAAGUCUCAAAUGUGCAGUGCUCAAGAAGGAUCAGUUAGUAACAAUAAGAAUAAUAAUCACAGUGGAAAUAUUAAGGUUGAGAAGUUGAAGGAUAGACAUUCAAAGCACAAGAGAAGUUCUUCUAUUAGUGACAAAGCAUCGGUCUCUUCAAUUGUUCCUUCUAAGUGACGACUCGUCCAUUUACUAAUAACAUUUUUUUAUUUGCUUUUAUGUUAAUGUGCCAUAUUGGAUUCACAGUUUCUUUGUAAUUGCAUCCCGAGUAAAAUUGGGUUGGAAACAAAGGCCAGUCUGUGUGUAACUGAAACCGUAGAACUAGCUUUUUUUUUUUUUUUAUUCUUUUUCUCACUUCCACCGUGCACAUAAAAUCUUUAUGCACAUUAUUAAUAUUCUCUACAACAAAAUUCAUUUAUUUGAAUUUCGAGGGAUGUAUCCUUAGAGAUCCAUUCCA
Arachis ipaensis is the source of this 2825-nucleotide messenger RNA. RefSeq names its product BTB/POZ domain-containing protein At1g30440. Gene Ontology annotation, molecular function: protein binding. NCBI's taxonomy places the organism in Eukaryota, Viridiplantae, Streptophyta, Magnoliopsida, Fabales, Fabaceae. The record is from RefSeq and is a predicted model, not a curated record.